UGCACCCUUCGCAAGCACAAGUGCUGUUCUGCAACCUACAUACUGCAUACAUACCGCUGCGUCGCCGUUUCGCUGCGAUCGCUGCCGCAAAUCCAAGACUCUUGCAUCCUGUAGCACCAUGAGGACCAUCCUCGCCCUCGCUAUCGGCGCGACGGCCUUCCAGACCUCGACGCGCCGGACACCGGCGCGCGUCUCCUUAAAUGCGGCGCCCCAGGAGGGCGACCUCUCCGGCAAGGUCGCGUUCGUCGCGGGCGUCGCCGACAGCACGGGCUACGGCUGGGCCAUCGCCAAGUCGCUGGCCGAGGCGGGCUGCAAGAUUAUUGUGGGCACCUGGCCACCGGUCCUCGCCAUCUUCAAGAAGUCGCUCGAGGGCGGCAAGAUGGACGCCGACCGCGAGUUGUCUGGUGGAAGAACCAUGGACAUCGACAAGAUCUACCCGCUCGAUGCGGUCUUCGACACCCCUGAGGAUGUCCCGGAGGAGACGAAGACCAACAAGCGCUACGCCGGCUUGGAUGGGUACACGAUCUCCGAAGUCGCGAAGCAGAUCGAGGCGGACUACGGCAAGAUCGACUUCAUGAUCCACUCGCUGGCGAACGGUCCGGAAGUGACGAAACCGCUCCUCGAGACGUCGAGAAGGGGCUACCUCGGCGCCAACUCCGCGUCGGCCUACUCCUUCGUGUCGCUCGUGCAGCACUGCGCCCCCAUCAUGAACGAGGGCGGUGCGGCGUUGUCCCUGACCUACAUCGCGUCCGAGGACGUCAUCCCGGGCUACGGCGGCGGCAUGUCCUCGGCCAAGGCCGCCCUCGAGAGCGAUACCCGUACUUUAGCGUGGGAGGCCGGUCGCAAGUACGGCAUCCGCGUCAACACCAUCUCCGCGGGCCCCCUCAAGUCCCGGGCCGCCUCCGCUAUUAGCGAGAGGGGCAAGAAGUCCUUCAUCGAUCUCGCGAUCGACUACUCGAAGGCGAACUCCCCGCUCGGCAAGGACUUGUAUGCCGACGACGUCGGGUCGUCGGCCUACUUCUUGCUCUCGCCUUUAGCGAGGGCGGUGACGGGCGUGACGCUCUACGUCGACAACGGCCUCCACGCCAUGGGCAUGGCGGUGGACUCGAACGCGCUGACGGCCGACGGCGAGGGCCUGCCCGUGCCGGCCAAGGCCUAG
Messenger RNA from Pelagomonas calceolata, 1159 nucleotides. Lineage: Eukaryota; Pelagophyceae; Pelagomonadales; Pelagomonadaceae. The record is from the annotation of a GenBank genome assembly.